Molecule: messenger RNA, 5338 nt
Organism: Anguilla anguilla (European eel)
Lineage: Eukaryota; Metazoa; Chordata; Actinopteri; Anguilliformes; Anguillidae
Gene: snap47
Product: synaptosome associated protein 47
Exons: 5
Coding region: 182-1459 (425 amino acids)
Biological process (GO): synaptic vesicle priming; synaptic vesicle fusion to presynaptic active zone membrane; exocytosis
Cellular component (GO): plasma membrane; SNARE complex
Molecular function (GO): SNAP receptor activity; syntaxin binding
Source: RefSeq, a predicted model, not a curated record
GUUGUCACUACUGUGGGUGUGGAUUGGAUUCUGCGCAGGUGCAAGUGCAAAACAAUAACGACGCGGAUGAAAAAGCAAAACAGAAAUGUAGCUCAACAACAGGAACAGUAUGUAAAGCUUUCCUGAUAGGUGAGCAUCCAGCCCAGGGGAACUUGAGACAGGCCUCUUGAGGGGGAAAAAGAUGAACAGGGACAUCCCCAUCCACAGCUGGCCCGGGUCAUACUACAUCAACAGUGAGAAGCGAUGGGUGAGCGGCACCCUGUCCCUGACCCGGACCACCCUACGCUUCACCCCUGACCAGGGCGAGGGCAGCCUGGCCAGCCUCCGCCUCUCACGCAUCAUGGAGAUCAAGAUGGAGUCAUCAAGCUUCAUUUUCAGCACCCUCACCGUGCUGGAAGAGGGUAACAUCAAACAUUGGUUCGGCUCGCUGCGGCCCAACCGCGUGGUAGUCUACAACGUGCUGGAGCACUUCUGGAGGGAGAGGCUGCUGUCACCCAAUGGAGCCCAGGCAUCUGAGACAAAGCCGGGCAAAGGGAGGGAACUGAUUGGGCUGGUGGCAGGGGCGCAGCGGAGGCUCGAGGACGCAGGAAAAGUGCUGAGCCACCAGGGGGAGCAGUUCGAUAACAUCAUGCAGGGGCUGGACAAGAUCGAGUCUGAUUUGGGCGUGGCAGACAAGCUGCUGUUAGAGCUGGAGUCCCCUCCAUGGUGGCCGUUCGGGAAGAUGCCCUGGAAGAGCCAGCAGGAUGCCAAGAGCGAAGAGGCUGCCAGGGCCCAGGCCUCGUCCUCCGGCCCCCAAGGGCCCGGGAGGCAGGGCGUGAUCACCUGCAUCCCGGCCAUCGUCUCCCGGGGCGGGGACUCGGACCUGCGGCCGGGCUCGCUGACGGUGCUGGUGUCCUCGCUGGAGGUGCGGGAGGGCGGCGGGCGGCUCCUGCACCGCUUCGAGCGGGAGGAGGUGGACGACGUGCGCGUGCACAGCCCCUACGAGCUGAGCGUGCGGCAGCGCUUCAUCGGGAAGCCCGACGUGGGCUUCCGGCUGCUCUCCGCCAAGCUCCCCGAGGUGCUCCCCCUGCUGGAGAUGCAGUACAAGAAGAAGGUGGAGUACACCGCUGAUUACGCCGCUUUCCAGACCACGCCCGCCACGUCGCCCUGCGACCCCGACGGCGGCUCAGUGUGGAGCGCAGCAACAGGCUUCAUUCAGCGUUGCCAGGAGACAGAGGUGCCUAUGGAGGUGCCUGCAGGUGACCUGGCCCAGCUGAAGGUGCAAGUCCUGCAGCCGACGGUGACAGAUUCAGAGGCUCAGGAGCUGAAGCAGAUGCUGAUGCAGCUGAAGACCCUGGCCCUGGAGGCCGAGACGGAGCUGGAGCGUCAGGAUGAGGCGCUCGACGCCAUCGCCAGUUCUACUGACCAUGCCACCAUGCACAUCGACAAACACACUCGCCGCAUGAGGAAGCUGCUGUAAGCCCCAUAACCUCCCCCCCCCCCAAAAAAAAUGUAUGUAUAUAUAUAUAUAUAUAUAUACCCAGAACUUUGUGUGUCACAGUGCCUCCCGCUUCUCCCCCCCUGCACCCAAAUGAAACGUGUGGCUUUGCAACAGAAUGUCCCAGAUGCAGACAAACCCCCUCCUGUCACUGUGUGCAGUUCCCCUCAGCGCUAUUAAAAAGCACAGCUAAGCAGUUGAAAGAGCAGCCUUUUGAACUGCAGUUAGCAGACCUGAGUUAUGUCAGGUCACUGGCUACGCCAUUCCUAGGCCAUAUAAAUGCUAACGUGCUAAUUAUUAUGUUUGAGAAAAGCUGGUGGGUCUGAGCUGAUAGGAAGCGUUAUUACAGGAACAGGAUGAUGGCUGUUGAAGUACUCAGCAGCGGUGUUGCAACCUGGAUUGGGAGCAGCGGAUGUAUGUAGGUUUAUGAAAAUAAUUCUAUUUCAAUUAAUGCUUUUUAAAGAUAUUUUUACCUUUAGUCUCACCUUUAGUUUGGCAGUUGUGAUACAUGCAGUAUGUCCAGCGGAGUAGAAAAUAGAGCACAUUGUGAGUGAAUUGGAGAAGUCCGCCUGUUUUAGCAGCAUUUCCUUUCGGGCAGCUGUUAGUGAAACAGUACCAGCUCAGUCAAUGAGUCAAUACAAUGUAGAAAAAAGGGGAAUAUAUUGUUCAGUAAAGCCAAAUGAAGUCUGUCUUACCAACCGCAAAUAAAUGGCACCCAUUCUCUGACCAGGGGUUCUGUCAGAUGUCUGUACUGUAUCAAACUCCAGAUUGUGUUUCGCUUGUAAAUUCACCUCUGCUGAUGGGAUUCAUACCAGCCGAAGUGAAAUAUGUUGUCAUCUCGCUUAGUCAUUUGAAUGUUUCAGUGAAUCAUGGUGAGAGAAUAAAAAAAGUUAUUUAAAAAAUAGAUAAAAAGAUAUCAGCAUAAGCAUAAGAUCCACAGAUGAUGAAAGGGAGAGAGGGCUGUGAAAUGUAGAUUUUCUGAUUCAGAUAUUUAUUAAAAGUCUGUAGUAAUAUUUAUUUUUACAUGUAUAGCUGAAUAGUGAAAUGUACUGCACAGUUUGGGAAAUUAACAGGCAGAUGCACUAAACAGACUUUGUGUUGCUACUUGUGAGAGACAUCUGUACAAAAGGUGAAUGUUGUGUCACUCCUCUUUUAGUUGUCAUUCAGCUUGUACAUAGCUCUCACAUCAGAUAUACUGUGCACAGCUAUUUAAAACGCGAUCAAGUUGCAUCUUGUUGGCUACUAAUGUAUUGCUCGUGGUGGUUGUACUGCAAUUUUUAUACACAUGCUAAGAAUCAGUAGUUUCCAUAAUCCUAAUUGCAGGUAUUUUUAAUUUUACAUAUUUACUUUCCCAAAGGUACUGUACUGUAACAUAUUUAGAUACAAAGAGGAAAGUGAUGGUUGCUUGUACAAAGCUUGUAAAUGCAAAUAAUUUUGAUCCUCUAGUUGUAAUCUGACAUGUGCCAACUGUUCUCAUCUUCUUAAAAUGUUAACAGAGUCAACAAAGAAUUGAAAAGAAAAGAAAAAUUAAAUGUGUUCCCAAUGACAAAAAAAACCUCAAAACAAAACGAAAAACAAUAGCAGCAAAGAUGGCUCUUCUUUCAAUGCAUUCUUUACAGAACUGAGAAAAGACUGACGAGCAUUGUGGACCAGAAAAUGGCUGUCUUUACCGAUGACUGAAAAACAAUAUACCCCCCAAAAAAAGAAUCCGACCUAGAAACAAUAGAAGCUGUCAUGUGAAAGUACUGCCCUUAAUUAUCACUGAAAUCUGUACUGACAGUUGAGUGGGAGGCUUGUUUUUCUUUGUGAAGUUGAAUUUAGAUUACAGCAUUAUGGCUUUGCUGAUUUGAGCCCAAGCUAGCUUAUUAAAAUUCAGGUUGAACCCCACCACACUGCUCUCCCAGUGUCCCCCAAAUUUCCCUCAAUCAUGUUGUUUUUGUGUAACAUUUUUGCUGCCCUGGUGAUAGAUUUAAAAAAAAAAAAAAUUUUAAUUUCUUUUUAAUACUGUCGAUAUUUUAAUACUGUUUUUUGCCCAAAAUGUUCAAAUCAUCACCACCACAAGUUCCAAUACAGAACACUAGUUCUUUGUCUAAUUUUGGUUGGUACCUUGAAACUAUCCAAAAUUAGAUACAGAAAGCUUUCAAAAUACAUUAUUGCAGCUUUUUGGUCACUGCUGUUAAACUUCCAAAAUAAUUGGGGACAUUGAUUCAGCUGUAUACAGCAUAGAAAAUGUGGUCUACUGCACAUAGAAGAACAGGUUAAGAUUGUUUUUUGGUUUUGCUGGAAAUUGAAUCAGACUGUACUUUGGGCCUUACAGUAAUAUUUCACAGGAGCUGCAUGGGGUGCAAAGACGCAGUCAUGGAGACUGACUCAUGAGUUUCAAUAUCUAAACUUUUCCUGACCCAUCUGGGAAAAAAAAGCUAAAUGUUGUUGGAAGACCUCAGUCACUGCAAAAAAUACUGGCAGGCCACAAUGUUGAUUCGUUCUUGUUCCAAUCUGGAUGACCGUUCAAUACUAGGGAACUAGUGGACGUGAACGCUGAUGCAAUCUGUUUAUUCUCUGAGAAUGGAGGAGACCCCCAUUUGCUAGCUCACGCAGGUGUACUGGAAUGAAACUCAUUUGUUUAUUUAGCCUCCCAGGGUAGUCGUGGGAAAGGACUCUGUGAAUUGUCAGAAAUGUAAAAAAGAAAAAAGUUAUUUAUACAUUGCGUCUUAUUUAAAUGUUGUAUUUAUUUAAAUCGUCUAUGAAUCUUUAUGAAUAUGAUUUUAGGUGUUUAGAUGAUUUUAGGAUGUUACUUUUUCCAAAAUAAUUGAAAUGUUAUUUUUUAAUAAUUCUGUUGAGUAUUACUGUGGACACUACUUUGUUUAGCCUUUUUAGCAUUUUGUGUAUGAAGCGGUGGUUUGUGAAGGACGGACUAUUUCAUAGUUUGGACCUGUAUCUGAUGCUGCUCUUUGUUCUCAAAUGAUCAGAAACGUCCUGUUCAAAGGAAAGAGCAAAGCAACUUAAACUGCUUCGUAACAGGUUUAACAUAGUACUUCAGCUUUAUGUCAGUUUCAACAGCAAAAUAAAACACAGUGGGUUUCUGUGAUUAUAAAUAAUUUCCUCAAGUUUAUUGACUAGGUCUUCACAUAAGAUGAGGCGACCAUUCUGUAAGGAGAAACAAGAGGAGCAGUAAUGUCAAACGUUUGGGGUCACACAGCCUAGCAUUGGUAGACACAAGUGAUGUCUGUCACCCAUUGGGCCUUGAUGCCAGCUGCUGUUCCCUGGGGCACAAGCUUGGUUUGCAAUGGACUGGGAGUUCUGUAACAUUUUAGAAUGAUCAAAUAGCUCAUCUACCCCCCCCCCCCCCCCCCAAGAGCACACCAUGGUCAAUCCAGUUAAACCGCCCCCCUCGCUCACUUGUCUUUAUGAAGCGCAUUUAUUAUUUUCCAGUUCCAGUUGGCAUCCCUCCCAGCUAUCCCAGCCUGGUACCCUUUGCUUUGGAAAUGUAGCAUGCCUUGGUGUUGAAUACCGAUGUUUUGUCUGUCCCUUGUAGAACCAUACUUUGUUGAAAGGAAAUGCUAUGUUAAAAGUUCCAGGUCAUAGGGCACCACGUUAUUAAUGAAUUGAUUCUCUAGGCAAACCUCAGUCAGUGUUUCCACUUGACAAAUUACAGCCUGUAGAAAGGCACACAUGAUGUGAUGUAACUAAAGGGAGUUUGUUUGCACUGCAGUGAUAUUUCUCAAGUGUUGUCACUGUUAAUUUCAUUAUUUGACUUGUCCUUCAGAUUUUUGGUGCAUACAUUGUUGAUUAUAACCUCUACCAAAAGUAAUGUGUAACUAUUGCCAGUGUGACCAUUAAUAAACUGUAUAAUGCACUUAA